AUGGCGACACCACAGCACAACCUUCCGCAUUCGGUUGCGUCAAGCUCCAGGAGGAGUCGACGAUCUCUCAAUGAUUCCCAACGUACAAAGAUUGAGGAUCAUCUACCUGGAUACCCACGUUUUGCGGCUCUUCUCAGCCUCCAUCCAUCCUUUCAAGUUUUUCGCAACUUCCCGAAUCUGCGCGCCCGUCUAUUGCUAAGCAAGCAGGAUGAGCUAGUACGGUCAGAGGAACGGCUCUCAAGGCUCGAUUCCGAUUCGACAUUCGCCUUCUUUCGCGGUAGCUUAAGGGAAGAUAGAAACGGCGAGCGCACACAGUUAAUGGCACAGAUUGAACGUAGCUUGGCAGAAUAUGAUUUAACCUUAGACCGAGUGGAGAAGUCGCUGCAAAGACAUGCGGUCCGAGAACGAGAUGCAGAGAAUGUCCAGAAUUGGAUACAAACCACAGGACAAAUCCCAAGGAGCGAGGCUGCCUACCUUUGGCAGGAGGAUCUUGUAGCUGUCGGACCAAUAGACAAAGACUCUACAAACCCCACUCUUCAGGAUUUGGUGGAGGAUAGUCUCAUUUGGAUAUCGAAGUGGGCAAAAAGGACCCUGCACCACCAAGGCGUCUCCCGAGACUCUCGUAUUCAUAUUUUCUCGGCGACUGUAUUGGGAAAUGUCUCCAGGUUCAUGAUCACACUACUCCUCCUUUUCAUGCUUUAUAUACCUGUGGUAAUUUCGGUUUUCAUCGUGAAUACUACGGCAAGGAUUUGUGUCGCUAUGAUUGCUUGCUUGAUAUUCGUCCUAGCUCUCUCUGUGGUAGCGAAUGCGAAGACGUCUGAGCUAUUCGUUGCGGGAGCCACAUAUUCAGCAAUGCUCGUCGCCUUUCUAACUGGGUCCAAAUAA
This is a messenger RNA of Hypoxylon trugodes, 885 nucleotides long. RefSeq lists its product as uncharacterized. The record is from RefSeq and is a predicted model, not a curated record. NCBI's taxonomy places the organism in Eukaryota, Fungi, Ascomycota, Sordariomycetes, Xylariales, Hypoxylaceae. The transcript has 5 exons. The coding region runs from base 1 to 885 and encodes 294 amino acids.